UGCACCGCAAUAAUAACAGCAAUAAUUAAAAGCAGAUGCAAACUAGCUGGUUUUGCAAAGCCACAGUUGCAAAGCAGUUGUUAGCUUGACAACCAUAAUUUUCACAUGCAUGUUGGCACACCGCAUGUAAAUUUCAGUGAAAUGUUUACCAAAAGCAAUUGAGCGAGUCAAAAAAGUGUAUUUUCUAAUCGCACGAUAGCCAGCUAGCUGGAAUUCGAGUUCGACUAGAACGAGGCUACCUGUUCGUACACACGCAACUCCUUAUUGCAACCAUAUUUUCUGUUAUGUUUCUGUGUAACAAACAAUUGCUUAGUAACUAUAACGAUACGAGGUACAUUUGGAAAAUAACGAACUGGGCUAUGCAAGUCAGCUUAACCUUGCCUUGAAGUGCAUUGACUUUGUAUGCAUGAAGUCACCCAUAGGCUCAGUAAUGGAGGGGGAAAAUGUGCUGGCGACUGAACGGUACGGCUCCCAGGAAAGAUGGAGAUACCGAUUAAAGGACGGAGUACUGAAGAGAGAAAGUGAAGGGGAAGACCCUAGAUUUACAAGAAGCUCUGUAGUUGGCGUGUUGAAAAGCAUCUUCUUGCCGCAGGGAUAUCCAGACAGUGUCAGUGAAGAUUACCUUCAGUACCAGUUCUGGGAUACAAUGCAGGCUUUCUCCAGUUCUCUUUCAGGCACUCUGUCCACUCAGGCGUCACUUCGGGGUGUUGGUGUUGGAAAUCAGGAGGCCACAGUUGCUGCUGCAACUAUUACCUGGUUAUUGAGAGAUGGUACUGGAAUGCUGGGCCGUAUCCUGUUUGCCUGGCUUAAAGGGAGUAAAUUGGACUGUGAUGCCAAGAAAUGGAGGCUGGUAGCUGAUGUUCUCAAUGAUAUUGCUAUGUUCAUGGAAAUUGUGGCUCCAAACUUCCCGACGUGCUUCACUCUAAUUGUUUGUACUGCUGGAGUCUUUAAGUCAAUUGUAGGGGUAGCAGGGGGAGCCACCAGAGCUGCUCUGACUGUGCACCAGGCUCGCAGAGACAAUAUGGCCGAUGUCUCCGCUAAAGAUGGCAGUCAGGAAACUCUAGUGAAUCUGGCAGGGCUAUUAGUCAGCCUCAUCCUCAUUCCCCUGGUCACUGACAACGCAUGGUUGACCUUUACCCUCUUCUUCUUCUUCACCAUCCUCCACCUCCUGGCCAAUUACAGGGCAGUUCGCUCUGUUGUCAUGGAAACACUCAAUGAGGCUCGACUUUCUAUUCUGCUCCACCAGUAUCUGCAGGACAGUCAGGUCUUGUGUCCAUCAGAAGCCAAUCUAAGAGAGCCUGUAUUCCUGGAGUUCAGGAGGAAGGUUCCCAUUAAACUUGGAGUAAGGCUUGGAGAACUGGUCAACAACCCACAGGAACUCCAGCUGGCUUUGAAACACAGUAACAGUCCAUACCUCAUUGGAGUCAAGCAUGGCUCAGUGUGUGUUUGUUUGGGUGAGGAUGCAUCAGCACGUGACGAAAUCAGGGCGGUGUGUCAGGCAGUGUGUCUGAGCACUGUGCUGCUCUCUCCCUCCACGUCGGAGGGAGCUUUGAAAUCACUCUCAGCUGCACGUACGCAAGGCCUUUGGGAACUGGUGUCAGAAAGUCACAAAGUGAUUGACCACAUUUUCCCCCAGUUCCUUAAAGGUCUUGAGGCCAGCGGGUGGCAGGUUGAUCGUACGCUACUGGACUGGGAUGAGUGGCGGGUGGACUGGAGAAAGAAAAGUGACUGACACAUAUUGAGGCUGACAAACUGGUCAAGAGCCUGAGAGGCAGGAACACAGGAGCCAGUCUGCACGUUGGCAGCAAACAUGCUAUACAUAUUUGUCUGCGCAAACAUCGGGGCCAAGAUCUACUCUGAUAAGAAAGACAUAACCCUUUCAUCACUGUAGUCCUUCUCUUGCUGAAUGAAAUGGUGAUAUCAUGUCAAUGACAUACGUAAAUCAGGUAAUGUCCAUUUUGGAUUGUAAUAAAAAGUUCAUUUAGACA
Messenger RNA from Megalops cyprinoides (Indo-Pacific tarpon), 1988 nucleotides. It is a transcript of the gene rusf1, whose product is annotated as RUS family member 1. The transcript has 14 exons. The record is from RefSeq and is a predicted model, not a curated record. NCBI's taxonomy places the organism in Eukaryota, Metazoa, Chordata, Actinopteri, Elopiformes, Megalopidae. Bases 407 to 1732 code for a protein of 441 amino acids.